Blumeria graminis f. sp. triticale is the source of this 813-nucleotide messenger RNA. NCBI's taxonomy places the organism in Eukaryota, Fungi, Ascomycota, Leotiomycetes, Helotiales, Erysiphaceae. The record is from the annotation of a GenBank genome assembly.
AUGGGCCGAGACGGUGGCUUUCACCCAUUCAAGGGUAGGGUUAGCAGACACUUUGCCGAUUCGUUAGCGCCAGACGAUGCGUACUUAAGUUACGAGAAGCUUUCAGUAACAAAAGAAGAUGUCGAUACGCUCAAGAAUGACUGGCUAACCGAUAAUACAAUUGCCUUUUGGGAGGAGUACCUUGAACGUGAAGAGCUAUGUAAACACCCCUCAAGUCAUAUAGUUCUUCUUCGCCCUUCCAUGGCGUUUAUGCUCAUGCAGACGCCUGACCCGCUCACUCUCAAGGAAGCGCUUCCUAACUUUUCACAAACAACUCAUAUUUUCCUCCCUAUAAACGAUGCACCCUCCGUUACUGUUGCCGAAGGGGGCUCUCACUGGUCGCUACUUCUGGUCUCUGUAAUCGACGGUGUUGCUUUCCAUUAUGAUAGUCUAACACCUUCAAACUACAAUGAAGCGAAACUGGCGACUGAUAAGCUCUCUAUCCUCUUAGGGAAAAGUCUGAGAUUCAUAAAUUUGAAAGAUAGCCCUCAGCAAGAAAAUAGCAGCGAUUGCGGUAUUUUUGUGUGUAUCCAAAUGCGUCACUUGCUGUUGAAAAAAUUAUUAAGUGCAAAUUCGAGAGAGAAAGUAUCUAUGAGUAUGAGCGGAAAGCUAGUGGACGCAAGUGGUGGUAGGAAAGAGAUUUUAAAAACUAUUGAAGGGUUUAGAAAGGAAGACAAGAUGAAUCACAUUCUUCUCCUUUCUCAAAAUUCAAGGGUGACCCGAGAAAUCCACCAAGAAUUGAUUGAGUAUCUUUAUGCUAAAAUUAAUUUCUAA